CCCCGCUGCGGCGCAAUGCGGAAGAGAUGGGCCUGCUGGAGCGGAAGUGACGCUGCCGGCAGCUGUGGCGGCGGCAGCGGGAGGCGGAGGAGGAGCCGGAGGAAGAGGGCUGCCUCUGAAGAAAGGAGAAUGGCGUUCAGCAAAGGAUUUCGGAUCUAUCACAAAUUGGACCCCCCACCUUUCAGCCUGAUGGUGGAAACUAGGCAUAAGGAGGAAUGCCUCAUGUUCGAGUCGGGGGCUGUGGCUGUGCUCUCAUCUGCAGAAAAAGAGGCAAUCAAGGGUACAUAUACCAAAGUACUGGAUGCAUAUGGACUCCUAGGUGUUUUACGAUUAAAUCUUGGUGAUAUUAUGUUACAUUAUCUGGUCCUAGUCACGGGAUGUAUGUCUGUUGGGAAAAUUCAAGAAUCUGAAGUUUUCCGAGUUACUUCCACUGAGUUUAUAUCACUACGCACUGAUGCUUCAGAUGAGGAUCGUAUUUCAGAAGUACGAAAAGUUUUGAAUUCAGGAAACUUUUAUUUUGCAUGGUCUGCAUCUGGAAUCAGUUUAGAUCUGAGUCUUAAUGCACAUCGUACCAUGCAAGAACACACAACUGAUAAUAGAUUUUUCUGGAAUCAAUCUUUGCAUUUGCAUCUCAAGCACUAUGGUGUGAAUUGUGAUGACUGGUUAUUACGUCUCAUGUGUGGAGGAGUAGAAAUCAGAACCAUUUAUGCUGCUCAUAAACAGGCAAAGGCUUGCCUCAUUUCACGACUAAGCUGUGAACGAGCUGGGACCAGGUUUAAUGUCCGGGGAACAAAUGAUGAUGGUCAUGUUGCUAAUUUUGUAGAAACAGAGCAGGUUGUAUACUUAGAUGACUCUGUUUCAUCCUUCAUACAAAUCCGGGGAUCUGUUCCAUUGUUUUGGGAACAACCAGGUUUGCAAGUGGGGUCUCAUCGUGUCCGUAUGUCAAGGGGAUUUGAAGCCAAUGCACCUGCUUUUGACAGGCAUUUUAGAACACUCAAGAAUUUAUAUGGUAAACAAAUAAUAGUAAAUUUGCUUGGGUCUAAGGAAGGUGAACAUAUGCUAAGUAAGGCUUUCCAGAGUCAUUUGAAAGCUUCUGAACAUGCUACAGAUAUCCACAUGGUGAAUUUUGACUAUCAUCAAAUGGUUAAAGGAGGAAAGGCAGAAAAACUGCAUAGCAUUCUUAAACCUCAAGUCCAAAAGUUUCUAGAUUAUGGAUUUUUUUAUUUCGAUGGAAAUGGAGUUCAAAGAUGCCAGAGUGGUACGGUUCGAACAAAUUGCUUGGAUUGCCUUGAUAGGACAAAUAGUGUGCAGGCCUUCCUCGGCUUAGAGAUGCUAGCUAAACAGUUAGAAGCGCUUGGCUUAGCUGAAAAGCCUCAGUUGGUGACCCGCUUUCAAGAAGUCUUCAGGUCAAUGUGGUCUGUGAAUGGUGACUCCAUCAGUAAGAUAUAUGCAGGGACUGGAGCCCUUGAAGGGAAGGCCAAGGCUGGAAAGUUAAAAGAUGGUGCUCGUUCCGUUACCAGAACAAUUCAGAACAACUUCUUUGACAGCUCCAAGCAAGAGGCCAUUGAUGUUUUGCUGCUGGGAAAUACUCUAAACAGUGACUUAGCUGACAAAGCUCGAGCGCUCUUGACCACUGGAAGUUUGCGUGUUUCUGAACAGACAUUACAGUCAGCAUCUUCUAAAGUACUAAAGAACAUGUGUGAGAAUUUCUACAAGUAUUCAAAGCCCAAGAAAAUUCGAGUGUGUGUUGGGACCUGGAAUGUGAAUGGUGGGAAGCAGUUUCGCAGCAUAGCUUUUAAGAAUCAAACACUCACUGACUGGCUGCUGGAUGCACCCAAGUUAGCUGGCAUCCAGGAAUUUCAAGAUAAAAGAAGUAAGCCAACCGAUAUAUUUGCAAUUGGUUUUGAAGAAAUGGUAGAGUUGAAUGCUGGAAACAUUGUGAAUGCAAGCACAACUAAUCAGAAGCUCUGGGCUGUGGAACUUCAAAAGACAAUUUCCAGAGACAACAAGUAUGUGCUGCUGGCUUCUGAGCAGUUGGUGGGCGUCUGCCUGUUUGUUUUUAUCAGACCGCAGCAUGCUCCUUUCAUCAGGGACGUUGCAGUGGACACUGUGAAGACUGGGAUGGGAGGUGCAACAGGAAAUAAGGGAGCAGUUGCGAUCAGAAUGCUCUUCCACACAACAAGCCUCUGCUUCGUGUGUAGCCAUUUCGCCGCAGGACAAUCACAAGUCAAGGAAAGAAAUGAAGAUUUUGUAGAAAUUGCGCGAAAAUUGAGUUUUCCCAUGGGGAGGCUGCUGUUUUCCCAUGAUUAUGUAUUUUGGUGUGGCGAUUUCAACUAUCGAAUUGAUCUCCCUAAUGAAGAAGUCAAAGAGCUCAUAAGACAGCAAAAUUGGGAUUCUCUUAUAGCAGGAGAUCAACUAAUCAAUCAGAAAAAUACUGGACAGAUCUUUCGAGGGUUUUUAGAAGGCAAAGUAACUUUUGCUCCAACAUAUAAGUAUGAUCUGUUUUCCGAUGACUAUGACACCAGUGAAAAGUGCCGCACCCCUGCGUGGACAGACCGUGUCCUCUGGAGAAGAAGGAAGUGGCCUUUUGAUAGAUCAGCUGAAGACUUAGACCUUCUGAAUGCUAGUUUUCAAGAUGGAAGCAAAAUCCUCUACACUUGGACCCCUGGCACUUUGCUGCACUAUGGAAGGGCCGAGCUAAAGACGUCUGAUCACAGGCCAGUCAUUGCGCUGAUUGAUAUAGAUAUAUUUGAAGUUGAAGCUGAAGAAAGGCAAAACAUUUAUAAAGAAGUGAUUGCGGUGCAGGGUCCACCUGAUGGCACAGUAUUGGUCUCAAUCAAAAGUUCUCUGUCAGAUAAUAACUUUUUUGAUGAUGCUUUGAUUGAUGAGCUUCUCCAGCAAUUUGCAAAUUUUGGGGAAGUUAUACUUAUAAGAUUCGUAGAAGAUAAAAUGUGGGUUACAUUUUUGGAGGGGAGCUCUGCUCUGAAUGUCCUGAACCUAAAUGGUAAAGAGUUACUGGGUCGGACUAUAACUAUUACUUUAAAAAGUCCAGACUGGAUCAAGACUUUGGAAGAAGAAAUGAGUUUGGAGAAAAUUAGUGUGUCAUUACCAUCAUCAACAAGCUCUACUCUGCUUGGCGAAGAUGCGGAGGUCGCAGCAGAUUUUGAUAUGGAAGGUGAUGUUGACGACUAUAGUGCUGAGGUUGAGGAAAUUCUUCCUCAGCAUCUCCAGCCAUCUUCAAGCUCUGCCCUUGGCACUUCUCCGAGCUCUUCACCCCGGACCAGUCCCUGCCAGUCACCUACCAUAGGGGAAGGUCCUGUACCGUCCCUUCCCAUAAGACCAAGCCGUGCACCGUUGAGAACGCCGGGUCCUCCAAGUUCACAAAGUUCUCCGGUUGACAAUCAGCCAGCAACACAAUUGCAGCAAAAAGAUUCUUCUCAGACCUUAGAGCCCAAACGGCCUCCUCCCCCCCGCCCAGUUGCUCCUCCGCCACGUCCCUCCCCCCCACAAAGGCCACCACCUCCUUCAGGGGCUAGGAGUCCUGCACCUGCUAGAAAAGAAUUUGGAGGUGCUGGAGCCCCUCCCAGUCCUGGGGUAGCUAGGAGAGAGAUGGAAGCACCCAAAAGCCCUGGAAUGUCACGGAAAGAUAAUAUAGGGCGUAAUCAGCCUUCCCCUCAAGCAGGACUCUCAGGCCCAGUGCCUGCUGGAAUCAGUGCCCCCAGACCGAUGAUUCCACCCCGUGCUGGAGUGAUUAGUGCCCCACAGAGCCAUGCUCGGGUGUCUGCUGGAAGACUGACUCCUGAAAGUCAAAGCAAACCAUCGGAAACACCUAAAGGUUCGGCAUACCUUCCUGAACCACUGAAGCCUCAGACUGCCCCUCCUGUGCAGCCUUCUCUGCCCGCACCUGUUCAGAAGAUGCAGGAGCCUCUUGUCCCGAUGACAGCACCUUUGCCUCAGUCGGCCCCACAGCCAGUUUUGGAAACUCCACCCCAGCCACCGCCUCGAAGCAGGUCAUCCCAUAACCUCCCUUCAGAAACUUCCUCACAACAGCAAGUGAAAACAAAUGGAGUCUCUGAUAUCAAACUAGAGCCACCUUUGAAGAGUGACCCAUUUGAAGAUCUGUCAUUUAAUCUGCUUGCUGUAUCAAACGCUCAGCUCUCUGUUCACACCUCACCUGCUCUAACCCCAAACCCCGAAGGGUUGAUUCCGUUGCCUUCAGCAACACAAAGUCAUGUUGGUACCAUGAGCUCUGUAAAUUGCAUGCUUCCCAUGCCUCCAAUUCCAGCCCGGAGUAAAUCCCAGGAGAAUAGUCGAAGUUCUCCAAACCCUUUUAUCACUACCUUGACCAGCACAAAUCCCUUCACAGACAGGACUGCUGCUCCCGGAAACCCCUUCAGAGCUGAAUCUCUGGAAUCGGAGGCGGGCCUUUCAUCGUUCUCCAAAGAAGGCCUUGCUGCCGCCAGCCCUUCCCCUUCUCUGCAGGCACUCGGGCCUCACAAAAGCAAGCCUUCAUGUUCACUUGAUGGCUUCCAGGACAGUUCAGAGCUGCAGAGCCAAUCCUCAGAUAAAAUUAGCAAUCCAAGAGGAUGGGUAACCUUUGAGGAGGAAGAGGAUUUGGGUAUGAAAGAGAAGUCAUGGUCAGCUGGUGGUCCACGCUCCCUGGGUAGCCAGCCAGGUUCACUUUCUGGCUCAAAUCUGACACCUGAUGAUGACUGGAAGAAAGGUAUAAAUGCUUCCUUCUGUGUGCUGCCAUCAAGAAGACCACCCCCACCGCCUGUCCCUCCACCUGGCCCUGCCUCCCCAGGAGAUCCUUUCACAGCCUUGGCAUCUAAGGCAUCACCCACUCUGGACUUUACAGAAAGAUAGUGGGACACAGUAGAAAACUUGUGUUUUACCGGGUUGUAGUUGUUUGGGUUUGGGUUUUUUUUUAGCUUGUCAGGGUAUAGCCAGAAGAAUUGGGCAUUUGUUAUUCAUUAUGUGCAAUAAGGAAUUACUGAACGCACUGUACCUUCAAAAAAUACCACUAUUUAAUGUAUACAAAGUUUAAUAAGUGCACAUUGGGAAUAAGGAAACAGCCAUCUCAUUAUUAACUGGAGUUUUUAUGUGUUUUUGUUCAGAUGGAUAGAAGAGAGUAGGAGCCAGAAAAAAAUGCUUAAAACUCCUUUAGAGAAUAGUCUUUGUUCCGAGUUUCUUUGUGAGUCUCCUUUCAAGCAUUCCAGAAAGUCCCAGCAACCUUAGCUGACACUGCUGCCGCCAUUUCAGACUCAGCAACAAUUGGGACUUAGGAAUGUUUACCAAAUAUCUGCCUGAGUUAUACUGGAACCGUUUGGGAAGGCAUUGCUUUAAAAGUAUACAAGUACAUACAUGUGUGUGUGUAUAUAUAUAUAUAUAUAUGUGUAUGUGUGUGUGUAUAUAUACACACACACACACACACACAGUUACAGCUCUCUCAAACUGUUUAAAUUCUAGGAUAUAAUUUGGAUCACAUAUUUACAUUAAAGUUCUAACAAAAAUUCUUUUAAAAAUACAUCAUUACCAAAAAGAUAAUGGGACAUGUAAUUUGGACAUUUUAUUCUCUAGCUAGAAUAGUAUCCCUACAAAGCCUGAUUUAUCUGCCAUUCCAAACUGUCUACUCAAACAACUCCUUCCGACCACGCCAACAGUUACUUUCUACUCUGGCCCCUCCAUACACUUUUCUCUCUGGGACGAGGUCCUGGCACCAUGUGAAUGGCUAUCCCAGCCCUCUCAAAAUAAGCACUAUGGCCUUAUAGGUAGGGAAGGCACAUACCACCAGUCUUAGGAAGGCUAGGUCUAAACCUACCCUCUUCUCUCCAUACAUCAAGAUAUUUGUUGUCCGUUUCCCUCCCACACUCUAGUCUUUGCUGCUCUCACCCGGGCAUUUGCUUUGUGCAGGAAAAGCAGCCAUCCCCAGUGUGUUUGGAUUGGGCACAUACUCAGUGUCUUAGUCCCCUUUAGAGAUUACACGUCUACGAUGCUGCUUUGUCUCUGGUGGCGAUGCCUCAACAUAGCCGUGGAUUUUGUCUCCUGCACUGCCAAUAUGCAACUAACCCUGCUUUUAUUAAUUUUAUGAAGAAGUCCACAGGAUUUUUACAGAACUUAGUAUUUUGAUAUCAGUCCGUAAACUCAAUCAGACAACUCCUUGAGCAAUAGUUCUCAGUUUACAUUAAGAUCAUCUUUACCCUAAGAUCCAUGGUAACAUUCCUUUUAUAUAAAGGGUUGUAUAUGUCCACCUAGAUUCCUCUGCCCACAUUGACCUUUAAAGAUGUGCAUUGGAGGAGGAUCAGGAAGAAGAGUUUAUGGCUAAGAAUAUUUAAAAGCACAGUAAGCUGCAUCGCACUUGAAAUAUAAAGGCACUUUUCUAAAUGCGCAAGUGUUAGCAAAACACUGUUAUUUAUAGAAACAAUCCUCUCUCUGUUAAACAGCCAGGAUUUGCUGUUAGAAAUUACUCUUGUGAGUUUUAUAUUGUGGGGGUGUUUUGUGGGAGGGAUGGGGCGUCUAAUCAUUUCAGCAGUGGUAUAUAUGAAACUCCAGUAUUACUAUAAGCAUUGUGCUUCAAAUGUGAAUUAACUUGUUGAAACUGUGGCUUUAACAUCAACGUGGUUAGUAUAUAUAUUAUUUGCUCUCCAUUAACAAGAUAAUUCAUUAUUAGGUAAACUUAACUAGUGCAAAAUGCAGUCCCGUGAGCAGUGUUCCCUCCUGAAUAUAAACUACUGUUUAAAGUAUACAUAUCAUGCAGCAGCUCAGUCUUUAACAGGAAAAUCACAGUUGGCAAGUUGUUGAAAGUGUUCAAAGUUAUAAAGGCGAAAAAGGUAUGCUGCAAAUAACUAGCCACUUUUCUGUGUAUUAUUAAAUUAUUUACUGUUCUGUUAAAAACAGAACAGAAAUUAGACACUAAGAAUCUCUUUGUGAAUUCUUUAUUCUCUAUCGUAGUUUGCUGUUUAUAUGUAAGACUUUUAUUGCUUAUGUGACACACUAUUUAUAACUAUAUACUUUAUAGAAGUAAAGUAUUAAAGUCAGUGGCAUACAUCCUGUACAUAGCCUGUGAAAUGUACUGUCAUAUGAAAUAAAUAUAUGUAUCCUCUUUA
This is a messenger RNA of Echinops telfairi (small Madagascar hedgehog), 7106 nucleotides long. RefSeq names its product synaptojanin 1 (gene SYNJ1). Lineage: Eukaryota; Metazoa; Chordata; Mammalia; Afrosoricida; Tenrecidae. Gene Ontology annotation, molecular function: phosphatidylinositol-4,5-bisphosphate 5-phosphatase activity; RNA binding. Bases 16 to 4866 code for a protein of 1616 amino acids. The record is from RefSeq and is a predicted model, not a curated record. Gene Ontology annotation, cellular component: presynapse; perinuclear region of cytoplasm. Gene Ontology annotation, biological process: synaptic vesicle endocytosis; phosphatidylinositol dephosphorylation; brain development. The transcript is spliced from 32 exons.